Messenger RNA from Lepisosteus oculatus (spotted gar), 2734 nucleotides. RefSeq names its product RNA binding motif protein 39a (gene rbm39a). The record is from RefSeq and is a predicted model, not a curated record. Gene Ontology annotation, cellular component: nucleus. Gene Ontology annotation, molecular function: RNA binding; U1 snRNP binding. NCBI's taxonomy places the organism in Eukaryota, Metazoa, Chordata, Actinopteri, Semionotiformes, Lepisosteidae. Gene Ontology annotation, biological process: mRNA processing.
CCUGUUGUCCACCGGCGCCAUUUUGGGAGAAGCCGAAGUCGGGGAUUGUGGUGGAGAAUAACUUCGCGCACUGCGGGUGGAAAAAAAAAAGCCUUUCUGUUUCUUUUUUAGAUUGUUUUAGCUGUUUAGCGGCGCAUUAUAAACUUGAUCUAGAAGCAAAGUGUUGCUGAAGGUAAAGAGAAGUGAUUCAGAGCUUUGUUUGAAGAAGAAGGAGGAGUAAUAACGAUCGGAGGUCAAGAGCGGCCUAAGUGAAGCCGAGUCGAGAAAGGACAGCGUUGGAAGGCGUUUGAAACGAGAACGCUGUUUGUUCUUUUUAAAGGUUGAUUGGCAGUAUGGCAGACGAUUUCGAUAUUGAGGCUAUGCUUGAGGCUCCUUAUAAAAAGGAUGAGAACAAGCCCAGUAAUGCGAAUGGCCACGAGGAGCGCAGUAAGAAGAAAAAGAAGAGCAAGAGCAAGAGUCGCAGUAGAAGCCGCGACCGGAAGAGGAGCAAAAGCCGGGACCGCAAGAAAAGCCACGACAGGAAGAGGAGCCGGAGCCGCGACAAGAAGCGCAGCCGCAGCCGGGACCGCCGCCGCAGCCGGUCUCGUAGCAAAGAGAGGAGCGGCCGCUACAGAGCGCGGAGGAGCCCCUUUUCUGGGCCGAAAUUUAACGGUGGUUCCAGAGGGAAGAUUGGCCCACCACCUGCCAUCAAACUAAGCAGGAAACGCUCCAGAAGUAGAAGCCCUUUCAGGAAAGACAAAAGCCCGGUCAGAGAGCCUAUUGAUAACCUAACGCCUGAGGAAAGAGAUGCCCGCACAGUUUUCUGCAUGCAGCUUGCUGCCAGAAUUCGACCACGGGACCUUGAAGAGUUUUUCUCUGCUGUAGGAAAAGUAAGAGAUGUGAGAAUGAUUUCUGACAGAAACUCGAGGAGAUCAAAGGGGAUCGCUUACAUCGAGUUUGUAGAAGCAAACUCUGUGCCACUGGCAAUCGGUCUGACAGGACAGAGGCUUCUGGGAGUGCCAAUCAUUGUGCAGGCUUCACAGGCUGAGAAGAACAGGGCUGCUGCCAUGGCCAAUAACUUGCAGAAAGGCAAUGCUGGUCCGAUGAGGUUGUACGUAGGAUCUUUGCAUUUCAAUAUCACAGAGGACAUGCUCCGGGGGAUCUUCGAGCCUUUUGGAAGGAUUGAGAGUAUUCAGCUGAUGAUGGAUAGUGAAACUGGGCGAUCCAAAGGAUAUGGCUUCAUUACAUUUUCAGAUGCUGAAUGUGCCAAAAAGGCAUUGGAACAAUUGAAUGGAUUUGAACUGGCUGGUAGGCCAAUGAAAGUAGGACAUGUGACUGAGCGCACUGAUGCAUCCACAGCCAGCUCGUUCCUGGACAGUGACGAGCUGGAAAGGACUGGGAUAGAUCUCGGUACAACGGGCCGACUGCAGCUGAUGGCCAGGCUUGCUGAAGGUACUGGAUUACAGAUCCCUCCAGCAGCUCAGCAGGCUCUGCAAAUGAGUGGCUCAAUCUCAUUUGGCGCAAUGGCAGCUGUUACAGAUUUACAAGCAAGGCUGACUCAACCGCCCGAAGCUGCUGCCACCCCUGCCUUGAAUUUAAACCUCAAUACAGCUUUGAAUUUACCGACACAACCACUGGCAACACAUUGCUUCCAGCUGUCCAACAUGUUCAAUCCUCAAUCUGAAGAUGAACCCGGCUGGGAUGUAGAAAUCCAAGAUGAUGUUAUUGAAGAAUGCAACAAGCACGGAGGGGUUGUUCACAUUUACGUGGACAAGAAUUCACCACAAGGCAAUGUGUAUGUGAAAUGUCCAACUAUACCGGCUGCAAUGGCUGCUGUUAAUGCUUUGCAUGGAAGAUGGUUUGCAGGUAAAAUGAUCACCGCAGCGUAUGUUCCACUCCCGACAUACCACAACCUUUUCCCUGACUCCGUAAUGGCAACGCAGCUGUUGAUGCCUUCUCGGCGGUGAUUUUCCUCAAAGCUGAAAACCGCUUUAGUUGAGAAUGCGUAUUGGUCAGUCUGUACAUAGCAUUCGUGGUCUGCCUCCUUCCCCCGCCCCUUUUCUCCGAGAUAGAAAUCUCCUGAUCAGUGAUUGAUCAGGUCAGUGUACUUCAGUAGCAGUUUGCUGCCGAGAGGUUCUCCUUUAUUUUUUUUUUUCAUAUUCUAAGCGGGGAUUGAAGCGCCAUUUUUUCACGAGAGCUGUAACAUUGUGGAGUGUAUUUACAAUAGUACGGACAUGGGUGACAGAAGAUGGACCGAAUUGGAGUAAUAGUACGCCUGAUCUUGAGUAAUUUGAUAAAUAUUGUGCGUGAAAACAUGGGACGUGCAUAAUAAAGGGACAACAGUUUUUAUGUACAGCUUGCCUAAUGUUGGUCUUGUCUGUUGACCAUUUUAUCAUAUCUUGUAAAUGUUUUGUUGUACAUACAGCUGUCUCGUGCUUUAUAGGUUUAAGGCGGGCAAGUGUGUUGCAUUUCCUCACUAAAAAUCCAGAAGUGGAAAGUAAAGAUUUGUACCAGUAAAAAGAUUCUAGUUGGUGGAGCUAUCUGAAGGGGAGAAACAACAUUGCAAUGCCCCUUGCCUGUCUGCAUAUUGUGUUCUUCAAUGUUUUAAGCUCUAUGAGCUCUGGAGACUAAAUGACAGGUAAUUUCAUUUGUGUUAAUUCAAAGAGACCACCUGGUAUUUCUAUUAAGUAACUGUUUUUUGUAAUCAGGAUUUGAUUUUGUAAAGAAUUCUUGAUUAAAGUUCCUUUAAAGUAUA